Messenger RNA from Nymphalis io (European peacock), 3689 nucleotides. Its product is annotated as uridine phosphorylase 1. Gene Ontology annotation, molecular function: uridine phosphorylase activity. The record is from RefSeq and is a predicted model, not a curated record. The transcript has 9 exons. Lineage: Eukaryota; Metazoa; Arthropoda; Insecta; Lepidoptera; Nymphalidae. Gene Ontology annotation, biological process: uridine catabolic process; nucleotide catabolic process. Bases 152 to 1321 code for a protein of 389 amino acids. Gene Ontology annotation, cellular component: cytoplasm; cytosol.
GAUACAUCUGUUUGUCCACUCAGUCGCGAGCUUAAGCUGACCGUAUUUUAUUUGCCUUUGGUGAGCUGAACUAGCGUUACGUUCUUUACAGUUAUUUUAACGAUAGUGAAAAUAAAUUGUUUGAAAUAAGCCAGUCAAACCGGUGUCCACAAUGCCUCAGAGCCAUACCUUGAAUGGACGCUCUAAUCACAAUAGCGGUGUACAGAAGAAUGAAGGGCAUUCAUCGGACCAUCAGAAUGGUUAUCACAGACCGUACAGGAAGAUUUUUGAUAACGACGACGAAUUUCAGGGAAAUGGAACAGAAUUUGUUGAAGUAGACGAUAACUCUGUUAGGUAUCCCGAUGGCACAGUGCGUCUUCGUAACCCGAAUAUUGAACUUAUGGACCAAGACAUUCUCUAUCACCUGGCUCUGGGCAGCGGUUCCCAUGACCUGGUCGAAAUGUUCGGGGAUGUCAAGUUUGUUUGUAUGGGCGGCACGCCAAAACGUAUGGAGCAGUUCGCAUAUACAAUCAUGGCGGAAAUUGGACACAAAUUACCAUGCGGUACCACGCUACAAGACAUAAGCCAAUUUUCUUACCGAUACUCUAUGUAUAAAGUCGGACCCGUGCUGUGCAUCAGUCACGGUAUGGGCAUUCCGUCUGUGGGCAUCUUACUUCACGAGGUGAUAAAACUUAUGUACCACGCGAAGGUUCGAGACCCGGUCUUCUUCAGGAUCGGCACGUGUGGGGGCAUCGGCUAUGAAGGUGGCACAGUUGUUAUCUCCGAAGAAGCUGUUGACGGCGCGCUUAAAAAUGUUCUUGAAUUGACGGUGCUUGGAAAGAACAUUCAGCGACCCGCGAAGUUGGAUAAAAGAUUGGUGCGUGAGCUGAAGGCAUUGUCGGACCCUGAGGAUCCGUAUGAUACUAUCACGGGCAAGACCAUGUGCACUUACGAUUUUUAUGAAGGCCAAGGACGACUGGAUGGAGCGUUCUGUGACUUCACCGAGACAGACAAGAUGGAGUAUCUGGAGAGCAUCCACAAGGCGGGCGUCGUCAACAUCGAGAUGGAAUCUCUCGCAUUUGCUGCGCUGACGCACCACGCCGGCAUCAAGGCGGCGGUUAUUUGCGUCACGCUGCUUGACAGGCUUAAGGGGGAUCAGGUGUUGGCGCCUAAGGAGGUGUUGGAUGAAUGGCAGCAACGUCCGACAAAACUCGUUUGUCGUUACAUUAAAAGGUAUUUGCAAAUGAAAGGACGUUUGUCAUUGGACGGCCAUGGAUCUAUUUGCGUCAAGAGCCCCCGUCGAUUUAAACUAGUGCAGCAAGAAUCGGAAACUUACGAUUAAUGUCAACGAUUAUUAAUUUUUAAGACUGCAUGACAAAAUUUUCUUAUCGAAGCUAUUAAAUAUAAUUUUGUUGAGCGUAGACCUGUAUUUUGACAUAUUUUAUUUGUAUAACACUGCCAAGUAUAUAUUUUUUAUUAAUUAAAGCAACGCGUUUACCCGCUGGUUUUGCAAGAAAAUAUUUUUUGAAAGUGGUUAAAUUCGUAAAAUUUAAAUUAUAUAUUUAUGUAUGUAUUCAAAAUGUAUUUAAACUUGAUUCUAAAUUUCAAACUAAUAAAACUUCGAGUACAGUCUUAAUAAUUAAAUAUAAUAAUUCUCUUCCGGUUUCGACAUAUCAAUUUGAUAUUUGUGUUAUUAAAACAAUUGAUAAAUCGCCACCAAUACUCACAUUCCAUUAAUUAUUUGAAUAGUUACAAAUUAAUGAAAGGUGAUUGCUAAUGAAUGUGAACUUUCAAAAAUGUAUGUCCUGUAAUUUCAAGGCAAAUUUAAUUUAUUACGGUAUGUAACGUGUGAAACUAAUAUUUCUUUAUAUAUUAUUGAAUAAAUUAUAAUUUAAAACAUGCCUAUCGCGUUAAAGGUCACCUUUCUUAUUUACUGCUAUAUUACUACACUACCUAUCCAACUAUUGCACUAAAGACUCUUACGAUUUAAAAACUCCAUAAUACAGUUUUACUCAACAUACCGCUGCUGACUGCUGUCUUGGCAGGUCGAGGUCUUUUCUAUAAUAUAUAAUAUUCUAUAACCUUUCAACACAUUAUCUAAGUAAAUAGUUACAAUUAACUCUUUUUAUGCACUUUGUGAAUUACAAAAUAAGUAUUUUUGACGAGAUAAUCUUGAAUCUAUCUAUCUGUCUAAUAUUUAUAAAAUCAUUAACUAAUGCUUAUAAUAUAUAUCAAACUAUAUAAUAAUAAAAUCUAUAACCACCAGUUUCAUAUAAUUUAAGUACUUUAAUACUUCUAAAUAUUAGGUUAUCUAAAAUAUAUAAACACUGGUAUGCUUACGAUUUAAUAUUCUUCUAUGCACUAUUUAUUGUAAUAAAAAUGUAUCCUCGAAUUGCAUAUCUUCUUUGUGAACAGAUAUAUAUAUAUAUUUUAGUUUUAGUAAAGUUUAUUAGUAUUAUGAUAAUAUUUAAUUUAUUUUUACUGUUUCAUUUUAUAAAAUAUAUUAAGAUAUGUACACAUGUUAAACUACACAUAUAAUUAUGUGUUCCGCCUGUUUACUGUUAUGCCCUUUUUAUAUUUCGAAACCAUUGACACAUUCACAUCAGUUUAAUUUGCAACUUUUAAAACUUCAAUAAUAUUAAAAUCAAAUAAUUUACCUAAAUUAUUAAUAGAUUAAUAAAUGAACAUCGAAAUAAAUCAUUAUUAGUAUGACUUAUAAUUUGGCCGUUUUUAAAUUUUAAUAGACAAGCGAUUUGUCUAUGCACAAAACGGUUUUUGUUUUAUUUCAAUCUGUGCAUAGUUGUUCUGUGAAAAUGGUGUAAGUAUUUCAUAGAUAUGUGGUAUCAUUCUUAUCUGAUACCAACAUGCACACGUUGUUAGUGGUCACUUUAGUGGAAAAGAAAGACAAUUAAUUAUGCAUUAUAUACCAGAAAUGAAUUACAGCCUUACCUGUAAACGUUGUUAAGCGGGUGUUUAGUUAAACAGUGAUUUAUCCUGUUAGCAUUGAUUUGACAUUUGAAAGAUGAAGGCACUUUUAUGCUACUUGUCACCCCCUAACAACAUUUAUAGGUAAGGCCUCAGACGAUUAGGGGUUAUUAGUACUGUCAGCGUUUAUCGUUAUCGAAUGUUAAAUUAAAUGAAUAUGCUGUUUACAAUAAAAAUAAAUAUUUAUAGAAAUUAAUUUUAAGUACAUAUUUAAGGUUAUCUAUUGAAGUUGUAUCUAUGAAGUGUUGCUAUUUAAGCCAUGACGUGGCUUUGUCUUUGUAACGUGUUUAUGGCACCAAUAUAUUUUAACGUUAGAUUUAAGGUAUAACAAAAAUAUAGCAGUAGUAACUACUAAACAUAUGCUUCCCAUAUAUAGAAAAUAAAUAGUUGCUAGUUUAUGCUUCGCACGGUUAAGUUAUUUUACUUAUACGAUAUCGAUUCUCUGCUUUUUAUAUUUUUGUUAUAUAUACGUUAAGUAUAUUUUUACUAAUUUUAUAUGCAAGUAGAAUUUGUCUAUAUAGGUGCCCAUUGGGUAUUAAUUGUAUUUCUGUAUGAUUAUAUAAAUAUAUAAUAAAGACACUGGUUGGAUUGUUACAACUACACAAGAUGUAGGGUUUUUAUAAAAUAUAUCCGUUAUGUGCAUGUAAGCUGGACAUAAAUUAUAUAAAGCGUUGUGUCCGCGUUAAUAUGUGUUAUAUAUUGAAUAAAGAAGUUUGUUUCCUGGA